Messenger RNA from Candida tropicalis MYA-3404, 1404 nucleotides. RefSeq lists its product as uncharacterized. The record is from RefSeq and is a predicted model, not a curated record. The coding region runs from base 1 to 1404 and encodes 467 amino acids. Lineage: Eukaryota; Fungi; Ascomycota; Pichiomycetes; Serinales; Debaryomycetaceae. The transcript has a single exon.
AUGGGUGAUAACACAGAGUAUCAAUCAAUCGAAGAUCAAAAACUAGAAGAAAGUUCAUUUUCUGUAUCAACAAACCCGCAAGCAUCAUCGGAACUAGAUGAUAAUCUGGGACAAUCCACGGAGGCAAAUUCAGAAGAAUCAUUAAGUCAAGAAGAUAUAAUACUAAAUCGAUUGAAAGACAUCCCUCACGAUAAAUUAAAGGAGAUUAUAACUAAUCAACUAGAUUUAGAAAUCCAAUUAAAACAUCGAGAAUUGAAUUUGAAUGAUCAUGAGAUUGGUAAGAUUGAGUCACAAAUGUUAAUACUAAGGAAAUUUUAUGAAACUUCAAAUGAUACUAAACUAGAUAAUGAACCUAAUGAUUUCACAGUGAAAUAUUUCAAUUUAUUAAAUAAAUCAUUUGAUUCAACUUAUAACAAUCUCAAACAAAUUCCAGAAGCUCAGGUUCAUCAGAAUUUACUACUACAGAACCAACAAUUACAAAAUCAAACGCCACUGUUUAGUUCAAAAUAUUUAGAUGAUUCCAGUGGCCAUGUUUCUCUUGGAGGUGGUAUUUCUCAACAACCAGGCCAUUCAUAUAGAACCAGAUCAACGACCUCAUCUUUACGCCCAUCAGCAACGUCAAUAGCAUUGGCAACAGUAGGUGGAAGAAACCCAGGUUUAGGUUGUUUAUACAGAAGAACAGAUGGAGUUGUGGUUAGAUUAACAUGUCCUAUAUGUCAAAGAAAUAAUUUCUCAUCCGCUCAAGGGUUUUUAAAUCAUAGCAGAAUAGCCCAUUCUAAAGAGUUUACUUCACAAGAUGCAGCUGCAUUGAAAUGUGGAGAAAUUCUUCCAGAAAUUAAACAAGAUCCAACUGGGGAAGCAAGUAUCAAACAAUUGAUUGAGAAAGGUGUUGAUCCUAGUAAGAACUUGAAUGCUGCUGAGUAUUUAUUUGGUACAGUUAGUGCUGGUCCUGCAACUCCAGGUGCUACUACUACUACUACUACUACUACUACUACAACAACAACUAGUUGUACUCCAAAAACUGAAGGUUCACCAAAGUUUGAUCAUGAAGAGCAAGAAUUACAACAAGAAACACCAGCACAUAGUCCCGUUGAACAACUGAAUGAGUUGAUGAAAAAACUAGUCAAAGAAGGGAAAAUGAAGAAAGAAGAGUAUGAAAAAUUACUUAAAGAAACUAAGGAACCUGUUUCCAAUUCUCAUUUAUUUGAUGAUGAAGUUGAAGUAGAUGAAUCAGAAGAGUCGGGUCUCAGCACUAAUCCUAGUUUUUCAAAUUUAACUAGUUUGAAUGAUAAAAGAAGAAGAGUAUCACGUGGAGGAAUAAAUAUAUCAAUUUCAAAAGAUACAGAAGAAUCAGAAUCGGAACCAGAACCAGAACCGAUUGAAAAGAAACAAAAGAGAAAGUAA